AAGAACGGAAAGACAAGAGCGAUGCGCGAGGAAUCAAAUGAGGGGACAAUGAAGAGGUGAAGUACGUAUUUCAAUUACGUAUUGUGAUGAAGAAGUCGUUUGCCAUUUCUUUGCAAAAUUUUCACGGCAUCAUUGGUAAUUGUUGAAAAAAAACAUGUCGUACUCUGGGUCCUCGUCUAAGAUUUGCACCACACCUUUUCUCUCGGUGUGAACUUUUUUGUGUUAGUCGGAGAGCAAAAUAAAGCUGCCAGCUACAGCUACAGAAAAACCUGUGGGGCAGGCAGCAUCAGGAGUUCGAGUUGUUUGCCACACCAAUAAUCAACCAUGGCGAUGUUUAGAACAGCGAUAAGGCGAGAAAUCGCCAGGCUAUCGAAGAAUGUCACCGCGGAGGAAAUCAUAGGGUACCUACGACUACGAUGACUACAACAUUGUACUGAUGUUGUCCCAUGUAGUUGUAGGGGAGGACACCUUAGCUCCUCCGUUCUUGAUUCAAUCUUGCUCUCAUUCUCCAAGACCACCGAUAUAGUAGGAUUCACUCCCUUCUAUACCAUUUACUUACUCAUCGCCUCGACAUCUCUAAGUCCUACUCAACAUACCUACCAUCCGCUCCAUAAUCUUUUCUCCUCCCUUCUUCAGGCCUAGACAUGGGAGUAUGACUGGAAUUUUCGAGAUACCGAAUUUUCGCAGAAUGCCAUUCUGGUCAUACAUCUGGACUCAGAACUUCGUGAAUCGGCAGCAUUUAUUCAAUGUACUUCGCACCUCCGGUUUUUAGUUUUACCUCUAGAGAUCUAGCCCUUCCAGCAAUUCAAUGUACUUCGCGCCAUUUAUAGUCAAUGUACUUUUAGUAGUCUGAUGUUCGUCUGAAUGGUUCUGGUAUCUGGUAUAGCUAUAGCCUGAUUUUGAUCAUAAGGAAAACAAGAAGAGAAUCCUUGCGAUCAAAUUCAGAGCACCAAAUACCAGAACCAUACAUCGUCUCCGUUGCUUUCUACUGUCGGACACGGACUUCGUCGUUCCUGGAUGUCAUUUGAUAAUUCAAAGAAAAAAAAUCAAAUUUACUUAACUGCUCUAAAUACGUCUAGUUCUGGUACGUCCCAGUCCGUCUUCUACAACGUAAUCACCUCGUCCAACCAGGUCCACCAUAGUGGUUACAUCGCAGUAUGCCUUUUCUUCUGGUACUGUGGGUGCCUGGACACAGCACCGCUUGAGAGAAGAUUAAGGCACACGAUUUCUAGUAGGCAUGCACAUUGGAUGAAUAGGAUAGUAGAGUCUCUCUAUCAAGCAGGUUGACGAUCUCGUGUUCCUAUUCAAUUCUUGUGCUUUUAGCUGGAAGAACAAAAAGAAGACACAUGACUCUUAGCGAGGAGUCAGUGUCGAAAGCGGGUCUCACCUCUCAGGAAUCUCUCCAGUUAGAUAAGCAGGGAUUGAGACCUAAAAUAUGUCCUCUUUCUCAUCUUCCUCCAUUAAGAAAAGAAUAGUAGCAUAGGCAUAGAGAAGAUAGAGUUUCCGCUUCGCUUUUGUGUUAUUCUUGUACUGCAUCAAGAAGACUGCUCUCAUGAGCAUGAUGUUCCUAUUCUUGUACUUCUACCUGGUGCAACAAGAAGAGGACCCUCAACCUGGUCUUCCUCCUCCUCUAAAAAAAGAAAAAUACUACAUGAACAGUGCGAAAUUUAGGAUGCAGACAGCCUAUGCGAAUCCCGGGACGAGACCCGCAGCGAAAAUAGCACAAGAACAGGCAAAGGUAGAAGGAGUUCGAGUUUCUUGUAGUUUCAGUAGAAGAGCAUCUCGCAUCGUGGUUGAUGAAAAGGCUAUAAUUUUUCGUCAUCUCGAACUCUGUUUCACCCAUCUUAUCGAUGUUAUGAAAAAAACUGUAACUGUCCUCUACUCCUACGUCACAUCACAGCUUCGAUACUACUAUCGGGGAAACGACCAUCCGUUUACGCUGAAUGAAACGAAAGACUUCUAUUUCAAGAUGCGGGAGAACUACCUGAUACAAGAGUACAUAUUUAUUUAUUAGACGUUCAUGACCUCUUCCAGCACUGUUCUCUCUGCUUCAAGGCUUAUUUAUUAAUUUUUCAAUUUCUUCUUUCAUCUUCGUCUUGGAAAAUUUACUUCUCAUGCAGCAGAUAAUUUGUACUUCCGGAUCGGUCAAAACUUUGAACUACAGGUAUCCUGGAGUGCAAUAUCCGUUCGUGUACCGACAUAUGAUGCCAGAGGAGGUGGAUGAUCCUCUGAAAGUGGACCUGUACCCACUACCCCAAGCACAGCCACACUUCCACGAGCAUGGUGACCAUCACUAAUGCUUCCGUGGAGUAGUUCUUUUUGAGACACAUAUUCAUCUUCCUGGAGUUGGUAACGAUUUCUUGAUCUUCACACACUGGAACUAUAAAUUUUUUCUUCUACAACUCUUGCUUACUUAUCCUUAAAUGCUUACUCCUCUCUCAAUUUUUGAUAAUAGACCAUUGCUGGCAUGCAUGAAUGCGUGAUCAUGGAUGAAAGAGAUGCCGAGCAAAUUC
Molecule: messenger RNA, 2513 nt
Organism: Amoebophrya sp. A25
Lineage: Eukaryota; Dinophyceae; Syndiniales; Amoebophryaceae
Source: the annotation of a GenBank genome assembly